AUGGACGCGGACGGUCGAGCUGCGGCAAUUGUGGAGGAAUCGACCAUGAACGUGAAGACGGUGGCCGCAUGCAACGGCCAGGAAACAAUGCUCAGCCGUUACCAACGGGCACUUAAAACUGGGCGCAAAUUUGCCUUACGGAUCUAUGCAGUUGCGGGUUUCUACGAUGGCCUUUUUUUCCUUGUCUUGUAUAUCUUCUUUGCUGCAGGCAUAUAUUACGGUGCAUAUUUGUACAAAAUUGGCGUAGUGGUCGAUCCGGGCGAUGUUUUUGUUACUUCAUAUUCGAUUUUGUUCGGUUCUUAUUAUCUGGGCUUGCUAAGUCCGCAUCUCAUGGCAGUGCUAAAUGCUCGAGUCGCCGCCGCAGUUAUCUACAAAAUGAUUGACCGCAUCAUUUUUGGGCGCAUUCAUUCAAAAAGAGUGUAA
This is a messenger RNA of Gongylonema pulchrum, 423 nucleotides long. Lineage: Eukaryota; Metazoa; Nematoda; Chromadorea; Rhabditida; Gongylonematidae. The record is from the annotation of a GenBank genome assembly.